CUUGCUAUCGAACCUUCAAAGUUCAAACCCUUCAAACUAGCUUUUCGUCAAUUUCUAUUGUAAUUUGUGAGCCGUAUGGUUCUUAUAGUGAAUAAAUUAUAAAAUAAUUCAACAGAAUCUCACAAUAAUAACCAUGGUUGUAAAGGCUAAUCAAGAAAGGAGAUCAAAGACUGAUGCAACUGACUUGAAACAUAUUUGGAAACGUGCCACAAAGCCCAAUUCGGAAUGGAAUGAAAAGGACGAUUUCUUGGAUGUUAUCUAUUGGGCACGUCAGAUUUUAGGAAUUCUGAUUGGGAUUGUAAUGGGUAUCGUUCCACUGAAAGGUUUUGUAGCCUUAGCUUUGUUCGCGCUUAUAAAUUGUGGUAUCGUUUACUUCUACUGCACUAGCUUUCAAUCUAUUGACGACGAGGUGUACGGAGGAAUGUGGGAAAUUAUCAAGGAAGGCUUUAUGACAUCGUUUGCGUGUUUCUUGGUUACGUGGAUAAUUUUUUACACGGGAAUACACUUUGAUAAUGUAACUCCAGAAAAGAUAAAUUGAUGAUUCUAUCAAAUGAUACCUA
Topomyia yanbarensis is the source of this 560-nucleotide messenger RNA. Its product is annotated as GEL complex subunit OPTI. The record is from RefSeq and is a predicted model, not a curated record. Gene Ontology annotation, biological process: mitochondrial respirasome assembly. The transcript has 3 exons. Lineage: Eukaryota; Metazoa; Arthropoda; Insecta; Diptera; Culicidae. The coding region runs from base 134 to 538 and encodes 134 amino acids.